Molecule: messenger RNA, 908 nt
Organism: Peromyscus leucopus (white-footed mouse)
Lineage: Eukaryota; Metazoa; Chordata; Mammalia; Rodentia; Cricetidae
Product: carcinoembryonic antigen-related cell adhesion molecule 1-like
Exons: 3
Biological process (GO): regulation of immune system process; signal transduction
Cellular component (GO): plasma membrane; cell surface
Molecular function (GO): protein tyrosine kinase binding
Source: RefSeq, a predicted model, not a curated record
UAGAAGGAUGGGAGGCAGUAUUCACAGAAGAACAGAACAAUAUUCACACACAGCCUCCACCCCUAGCACAUCUGACUCCAUUUAGUCCCCUCCUCUGGGAGGAGGCUGAGGUCUGGGAAUAAAAUCAGAACAGACACCAGAGGAGCCCAGCUUGGCAGCAGCUUCAGAGUCAAACCUCCUCUCCAGAGGAAGAGCCUAGGCCAUAAUAGAGACCAUGGAACUCACCUCAGCCCCUCUCCACAAAGAACAGGUCUCCUGGAGAGGACUCCUGCUCACAGUCUCUCUUUUAAACUACUGGACCUCUCCCACAGCUGCCCAGGAAUUCAGUCUUGUAGCAGUUCCACCUAAUGCUGCUGUAGGGACUAACGUUUUACUAAAUGUCAUAAAUAAACCGGACCAUAGACUCUGCAGCUGGUACGAGAAAGAAAAAUUUGAGAUGCACGUGAUGGGCACCACUGAUGAAUAUAGCACUACUAUAAAUGGCCUUCUAUACCUAGAUAAAGUGGACAUGCAGCGAAAUUGCUCCAUACUCAUCAAGAAUGUCAAUAAGGAUGAUUCAGGAAUUUAUAAGAUAAAAUUGUGGAAAUGGGAUUUUGACAUAGUUGUAGACAGCGUGGAGUUUCAUGUAUACUAUCCAGUGACUAAACCCUCCAUCCAAGUCAACCAAACCAUAGGCAACGACCUUGUCUCUGUGUUCCUGAAUUGCCCGACAAAUGACAAUGAUAACUCCAUUCAGUGGUUCGUCAAAGGCCAGAGUAUGAAUAACAUGAAUAGGAUGAGACUGGCCCAGAACAACAGAACCCUCGAAAUAAUCCCUGCCAGGAGGGAGGAUUCCGGGGACUAUCACUGUCAUGUAUCUAAUCCACUCGGUUCCAUGAGAAGUGACCCCAUCCAGCUGGACAUAAUAG